Ictidomys tridecemlineatus (thirteen-lined ground squirrel) is the source of this 2216-nucleotide messenger RNA. The record is from RefSeq and is a predicted model, not a curated record. Lineage: Eukaryota; Metazoa; Chordata; Mammalia; Rodentia; Sciuridae.
CUCUAGACUACUAGAGCUGCUGUUGCCCUAGGAGCUCCACAUCACAUUUCUUCCCACUUGAGUCAACAUGAAGCCCCUACUUUGGCUCUACCAUGUUUUGUGUUUGGUUCCUUACUGCUAUGCGAUGCCCCAAAUUGAGAGAAAGGGGUUAAUCUCAAAUUCAUUGAUCACAAGAAUACCACCAUUGGCUAUCUCCCCUGAUAUACCAUGGCUGGUGCCUUUGUCUGGAAGUUGCCAGGGCAUUAUCCUAAGUCCAUGGUGGAUCCUCUCUACAGCUAACUGCCUGCAUAAAACGAAACUCUCAAGCCUGAACAUCUUAGAAGAAGAUGACCAGAAGAGCCCCCUACAUGGCCAAAGAAUUUGCAUCCAUCCCAGGUUUGAUCCCCAAGAUGAAGAAGACGCAAUGAAAGCAGAUAUUGGCAUGGUCCUUCUUUCAAAGCCAGUCUAUGGGGAUGAUGUGCCACUAUCUCAUGUGCCCAAUGUAUCCUUGAAGAGCUGUUCUAAAUGCCAUUAUAGAAGCUGCCAAGUGUACCAACAUCAUAGUGACCCAGAGUUUGGAGUCACAGGAGUGAAGAAGAUAUUAGUGCAGCUGCUGGAGCUCUCAGUAUGCCACCCUCAAUAUUCCCAUCAUGAGAAGUCGGAUUUCUUGUGUAUUCUGAGCCAGCCAGAUCAAGACUGCUGGGUACAGCAAGCCAGUCCUGUCCUAUGUCUCCUAAAUAACAACUGGGAACUGGUGGGCCUGGUACGUAAAACCUCAAGAAUAUGUCGACAUCCUACAGUCAUCAUUAGGACAGCUCCUUACCUUUCCUGGAUCAAGCAGUUAAUUAAGGCAUCCAAGAAGUUCUUGAGUCCUACAUCCUUCUUACAUUGCAAAACAUUUGAGAAUGUGCAGAUUUCCCAAAUAAGGCAGGGCUAUAACUAUGCCCCAACCCUUACCUCAUAUCAGCCCUCUGCACAGUCUUUGGAGGAAAAUGUAGGCAUUUCUCCAGAAACUAAACAUCUAAAAAUUUCUCCAGCAAUCUAUAAUUUUAAUGGAGCGGAGUCCUUCACUACUAGUCAUAAGUUUCCCCCUGAAAAAAGCCAGAUCCCCCAAGAUGACAAUUUUCUAGUAGAGCAAUUGGGCACUUCCUCUGAUGGCAGACUACCAGAAAAUUCUAGAAAUAACUCAGCUCAGAAUCACCAGGAUACCCCUAUACUUGAUACAGGUGAUUCAUGGGAUUCCUCAGUAGUUUCUACACCUAAACCUUUUUUACCUCAACUUAUUUCUGAUACAACUAUGUCAUUUAAUCCGCCGAAAUCUUGGGAUUUUCCAUUAACUGAUACAGAUGAAUCCUGGAAUCAAGUUGUGGCUGACAUAGUCAAACAAUGGAGUCCAUCUGUAGAUGGUGCAGUUGAACCUUGGAACUCCCAUGACACUAGAUCCUGGGUUCAAUCUACUGAUUCUACAGAUGGAUCUUGGACAAAAGCCACUGCUAAUGCAGAAGGACACUUGGAAUCCUUUAGGCCCUAUAUGGAUGAAAUUUGGGAUCAACCCACAACUACUACUCUGUCUAGCACAUCACGAACUUUUCAUUCAUAUGAUAAAGAGGGACCCUGGGCCUCCAUUACUUCAGGUGAAAACACUAAGGCAAAAGCUGAGUCCCAGGAUUCUCUAAUAAUCAAUAAAGGUGAACCUAUAGAUCGAUACCUUAUUGAAAGCACAUGGAUUCCUCCACCAACUGGUACAAUUGAUCCCUGGAGUUCCCCUUCUGAAUAUCAUACAGUGAAGUCCCAGGAUCUAUCUGUAGUUGAUUCUGUAAAUUCUCAGAAUCAUCCUCUAGCUGAUAUGAACAGAUUCCAGCUUCUAUCAAUAGCUGACAUGAGUGGGUCCUCAACUCACCCUAACAUGAGUGCAGAUGUUAUCCCAUACCAAGUUCAAUCUAGUACAAACUCUUCAUUUAGGGACAGGAUACAGCAUGUAGCUAGCAUUGAACCCUUAAAAGAAUCUGAUAUUGAGAUAGCUGAACUUCAAGCUCAAUUUUAUCCUACAGUACCACUAAUGUGAUACAGCCAUAGUGGGAAUUCUUGUCUGGACUGAAGUGCACUCAGACAGUUACCUUUACUUCUGGGGAACCAUUUCUGGGCUUACCCUAUUUAAAAUAUUAUUUGUUCUAAUGGGAAACUAUGUAAAAUUUGUGAAUCUUUCACAAAAUUAAAAUGAUAAUCAACUAAAAAAA